UCCCCCGGCGGGGCUCCCCCUCCUGUCCCCGAGCACCCCAAGGUCGUCCCCGCGGGGAAUCGGCCCAGGGAGCGGGGGAAGCCAGCCUGUCGCGGCCCGGCCAGCCGCUGUCCUCUGGCUUCCUUCUGUGGUGGGGGGAGGGAGUUGUUGGUUGUUGUGCUGGGUUUUAUUUUUCCCCACCCCUUCCUUAUCUCCCCCCGGCCGGCUCCGCACCCACCCCCGUGCGCACCCACCCCCGUGCGGCCGGGCAGCCGGCAGCGGUUCGCAGUGAUAAUCCGCCUCCCCCCGCCCCAACCCGGUUGUUGGGGCCCUGAAAGCUGUCGGCUGGGCCCUGCGGAGAGGGCUGCCCUGGAGGAGCUGCGCAGGAUAAGCUCCUCUCCCCGCCGCUGGAGCUGCGCAGCAGCAGCGGAGGCUCGAGAGCUGCUGUGGAAGUUGACAUGAGGGGCAGCAUCCCUGGCUGUCAGCAAAAGAGAGGCCUCGGUUCAGCCAGAGCUGUGACGUUUCCUCGCCUUCACUGUCCCUGUCACAAAGAUCUUGAGUUUGACGGGCCUUUUGCAUCGAAGAUGGCGGGUGGCGUGGACGGCCCCAUCGGGAUCCCAUUCCCCGACCACAGCAGCGACAUCCUCAGCAGCCUGAACGAGCAGAGAAACAACGGGCUGCUGUGUGACGUGGUCAUCUUGGUGGAAGGCCAGGAGUUCCCCACCCACCGCUCCGUCCUGGCAGCCUGCAGCCAGUACUUCAAGAAGCUCUUCACCUCAGGGUUAGUGGUGGACCAGCAAAACGUGUAUGAGAUAGACUUUGUGAGCGCAGAUGCCUUGUCGGCUCUGCUGGACUUCGCUUACACCGCGACCCUUACUGUCAGCACUUCAAACGUCAACGACAUCCUCAACGCCGCCACACUGCUGGAGAUCCCGGCGGUGAGGGAUGUUUGCACGGAUCUCCUGGACAGGAAGAUUCUGGCCAAAAAUGACCAGAUGGAUACAGUAGAUCAAAUUGAUCAAAGGAACCAUCUCAGAGCAAAAGAGUACCUGGAGUUCUUCCAGAGCAACCCCGUCAAUGGCCACCAAGGCAGCUUUCCGUGGACCAACCCAGACUUGAGAGACCUUCAGAGACUGAACUUCCGAGGCCAAGAGGAUGAGGAGGAGGCGGCGGACUGCAAUGGCCUAGACUUCUACUCGCAAGCCCCCCUAAAUGAAAGACCAAAGGUGAAUGACUGUGAUCCUGACAGCAACCCAGCCAUGUGGCUGGACCGUGAGGAGGAGGAGGCUGCUCCUGGCUCCUUGUUUUCACCUUCUCAGAACGGACAUUACAGCGGCCGUGGCCUGCCUACACCCGGAGAAGAGGAAGGGACCCCGGGGGGGUCUCUGGACCAGCAGGAAGCUGGUGAUUCCCCCAGCUUCGUUGCUGCUGGACCAGAGAUGGAGGAUGACACGAAGGAGGUGGAUGGCUUGGCUGCCAGCGCCCUGCUGCAGCAGAUGAUAAAUUCCGUGGGGAGGCAGCAGCUCGGGGACGACGACCGAAAGGACGACGACGGCGUCAUGGAUUAUUACUUGAAAUAUUUCGGCAGUUCGAACGAGAGCGACGUCUAUCCGUCCUGGUCCCAGAAGGUAGAGAAGAAGAUCAGGGCAAAAGCAUUCCAAAAGUGCCCCAUCUGUGAGAAGGUGAUCCAGGGGGCUGGCAAGCUGCCGCGCCACAUCCGCACCCACACCGGGGAGAAGCCCUACGAGUGCAACAUCUGCAAAGUCCGAUUCACCAGGCAGGACAAGCUGAAGGUGCACAUGCGGAAGCACACGGGGGAGAAGCCGUACCUGUGCCAGCAGUGCGGGGCCGCCUUCGCCCACAACUACGACUUGAAGAACCACAUGCGCGUGCACACCGGCCUCAGGCCCUACCAGUGCGACAGCUGCUGCAAGACUUUCGUCCGCUCCGACCACUUGCACAGGCACCUUAAAAAAGAUGGAUGCAACGGCGUCCCGUCACGGAGGGGCCGUAAACCCCGGGUGAGGGAUGCCGGGGGGCUGCCCAGCACCCCUCCGGGCAACGCCGAAGAUGGAAGUUUUCAAGCCGGUGGGGAGAGUCAAGAAUCAGAGGACACCCCGCAGGGGAACGGAGAAGAGCAGCAGCACUUUGAGGAGAAUUCAAAUAAUGAAGAGUCAGGAUUGAAUGUAGCAGGAGGGUCGGCCGAGGGUAACACGCAAGGACUCUCCUAAACCAAAACCAACAAAACCCGACGACAAACAAACAAACCCAACAGAAAGUGUCACAAAAUCUAGUUAGUACUUUUCCUCCCAGUUUUUUUUUUGUUGUUUUUCUCUUUAAAGAUGUUUCUCUCCCUUUUUUUAAAGAAAAAAAACCACAGAAAACAAACAAAAAAAAAAAGAGAUAUAUAUAUAUAUAAUGUUUCCAACCUUCCCAUCGCUGAGUGGGACUCCCCCGAGGAUCUCUCCGUAGCCAAGGACCUUUUGUUGCAAAGGCAGACGCUAGGAAGCGACGGGGCGGGGAUGGAAAGUGGCUGUGUCACAUGGAAAAGAGCUUCCAUGUAAAAUCCAAAGCUUUAUUUUGUGUCCAAACAACACGUUAAAAAAAAAAAGAGACAAAACAAAAACUUAUUGCAGAGAGAGAUCUAUUUAAGGAAAAAAAAAAGAGAAAAGAAACCUAAUAAAAAAGAAAAGCAAAAAUAGACGAUAAGUAAAAGCCAACCCCAAGGAGUGGUGGGAGUGGAAGGGGUGGUGCAGGCGGGCGGUACACGGUGCCUGGGGGGAGUGGGGAUGGCCUCCCCCUCCUCUGGUGUUUUUGGGGGGCAGGGAGGGGGGUGGUGAAGCUCCAGCAGGGCUCGGUGCUCGGUCGCUGCUGCCCCUCAGGAGACGGGGGUCGGUUUUUUGGGGGUGUGGGGUUUUCCCACCAGCCCAAGAGGGGAGGUGAGGGCAGGGCAGGGGCUGGCUGGAGGAAAUAGCUUCAGAUUGCCUAAAGUUGCCUAAAAAAGAUUCAGUGUGAGUGGACGAGCAGGAUUGGUGCAGGGAUGCUGUGGGCAGUGGGUGACGGACACUGGAGACACCGCAGGCAGGGGCCACCCCGCGGUGCAGCCAGGCCACACAAGGCCGCGUCCAUCCCUCCAUCCCUCCUGCCACGUCCAUCCCCAUCCCAGUGUGUCCAUCUGCUCCCAGGGAGGGGCUGAGAACCCCCCCAGCACCUUCCCAGCACCCACUGCCCCGGCAGAACUUGGGGCUGGGACUGGGGGGGACACAAACCUUCACCCCCCACCCCCCCGGUGUAUUUUAGGCCGCGGCUCCACGCAGCCCCACUCCCCCCCCCCAAAAAAAAAACGCCUAAAAAUGACAAAUUCCUUUUAAAAAAGGUUAUUUGAGGUCUCUCUUAAAGGAGCAGGAGGCCUUGGGGGCUGGGGGGGAGGGGGGUGAGCUCCCCCAGCCCCCCCAUAUAUCUAUAUGUAUAUCUGGAGAUGCUGUAUGGCUCUAGAGGCGGGUAUAGAACCCUCGGGUUAGCGGAGGACGAUGAGGAAAAGGCACCUUUCAGCUGGUCACCUGUUUUCUAAAUGCACAUUUUUAAAUGAAACAAAAAAAAAAGACAAAAAAAAAAAGGAAAAAAAAGAGAUUUUAAGCCCUUUUUAUUUUGAAAGCACUUUUUGAGAUUCUCUUCCUUUUAUUUGAUGUUUCAUUUUGUUUUGGUGGUUUUAUUUUUUUCCCCUCCCCUCUCCUUUUUGGUUUAUUUUUUUUUUGGUGUUUUUACUUUCAAAGCAAAGAGCAGGUUUGGGAAGAAUGUAUUUUGGUGAGGGAGUGAGAGGGGGAGUGUGUG
Molecule: messenger RNA, 3810 nt
Organism: Colius striatus (speckled mousebird)
Lineage: Eukaryota; Metazoa; Chordata; Aves; Coliiformes; Coliidae
Gene: ZBTB7A
Product: zinc finger and BTB domain containing 7A
Exons: 3
Coding region: 438-2210 (590 amino acids)
Biological process (GO): regulation of transcription by RNA polymerase II
Molecular function (GO): RNA polymerase II cis-regulatory region sequence-specific DNA binding; protein binding; DNA-binding transcription factor activity, RNA polymerase II-specific
Source: RefSeq, a predicted model, not a curated record